Molecule: messenger RNA, 532 nt
Organism: Salvelinus namaycush (lake trout)
Lineage: Eukaryota; Metazoa; Chordata; Actinopteri; Salmoniformes; Salmonidae
Product: band 4.1-like protein 3
Exons: 3
Coding region: 212-532 (106 amino acids)
Source: RefSeq, a predicted model, not a curated record
GCUGGUUGGAGAGAACGCCGCUAGCUGCUAUAGCGGAGGAUCCGGAAGGAAGGCUCUACGGUCUACCGUAGCUAAGCUACACCACGGAUCUACUCUUUUGCGCAAUACCGAACUGACAGAGAGAGAGCAUUACCAUACAUUUUUACCGGAUACAGUUUCUAUUCUGUUGUCGUUAAACCGAUUGGAAGACGUGUUGUCUGUGUGAUUCGCCAUGACGACUGAAUCAGGAGCAGACUCUGAGCCUAAGCAGCAGCAGGAGAAAGGAGGGAAGGAGAAAGGAGGGAAGGAGAAAGGAGGGAAGGAGAAAAAGGCGAAGGCAGCAGAACACUUCCCAGCCGCCGCUGGACACAGCACACCUGCCAAGAAUAACCAGUUUGAGGAGGACCUGUCGUCAACCAGGUCGUCAACCAGUCGCCUGUCAAUCAAGUCUCCACUGAGGGGAGUCAAGAAGCUGAAGAACAUGCAGUGUAAAAUCACCCUGCUAGAUGGCUCCGACUACACCAUGACGGUGGAUGUGAGUACAGGGGGAUGA